GAAGGCAACGUUUGAGGCGGAGAAGCUGCCGUCUUUAUCAGAACAACCGGUUUGUUCACGGCGAUGUAUUUCCAAAUAUUGCGGGCCAGUCGGUGAUGGCUACCGGCUUCACCCCCUCCUUUUAAAACCCUCUGUUUCUCGCUCUCUGAAUGUUUAAUUCAAAUAAUGGCGUCUUGCCGGAUCUCACUCUUCUUCUUCUUCUUUUUAUUCGUCCUUUGCUUUCAUGAACGGAAGAUUUCCGCCGGUCAAGGCGACCAAUUCGCAAAGGGAAGCAUAGUAAUUCCCGGCCUCGAGCUCCGCGAGCACUCCACCUUCACUAAAAUCUGCACAUCCCCGGCCAUCCCCGGCGAUUCAAUCGCCGCCUUCUUCUCCCCUUCCUCCCUCCCCUCCGGCUUCUUCCCCCUCGGCUCCCACUCCCAACCCCACACUCCCAAUCCCUCACCACCGCGCACCCUAAUCGCUAGCUCCACCGCCGCCUCCACCUCACUCGCCUCCCCCACCGACUUCACACUCCUCUUAUCCACCAACUCCUCCUCCCCUUCCCCCGCCUUCUUCUGGCUCCCAAUUCCCCCUCCCGGCUACACCGCCGUCGGCCACCUCAUCACCACCUCCCCACACAAACCUCCUCUCUCCUCCCUCCGCUGCCUCAGCAACAACCUCCUCGAACCAUGCCCCACCAACCCCCCAAUCUCCUACUCCAAAUCCGAACCCCCUUUCUCCGUGCAACAUUCAGACUCCAUCGGCACCUUCGUCGCAACCAGUCAAAACUCUCUCCUUUGCUUAAAGAAGAACGUAAUAACCCUCGCCGCGAUGCCAAACCUCACCCAAAUCACCUCCCUGAUCCAAACCCGCUCCCCCUGGUUCCAUUUCCACCCUAAAGAGCCCUACUUGCCAUCCUCCGUCUCCUGGUUCUUCAACAACGGCGCCCUGCUAUACACCAACAGCACCCCCAACAGCCCCUCCCGCAUCGAUCCGGCCGGCUCCAACCUCCCCCAAGGCGGCGCUAACGACGGCGCCUACUGGCUCGACCUUCCCGCAGACUCUGCUUCACAGAACAGAAUCAAGGCCGGAAACCUUUCCUCCGCCGAAGCCUACAUCCACGUCAAGCCGGCGCUCGGCGGCACAGCGACGGACAUUGUUUUCUGGCUGUUCUACCCUUUCAAUGGUCCGGCGAGGGCUAAGAUGGGGUUCAUCAACAUCGGGUUAGGGAGAAUUGGAGAGCAUGUGGGGGAUUGGGAGCACGUGACUCAGAGAUUCAGCAACUUCGACGGGGAGUUGAAGAAAAUGUACUUCUCGCAGCAUAGUGCGGGGGAAUGGGUGGAUGCAGGGGAGCUAGAGUAUGCGGAAGGGGGGAAGCGGCCGGCGGCGUAUGCGACGCUGCACGGGCACGCGUUUUACAGAAAGGCGGGAAUGGUGUUGAAGGGAGAGGUGGAGAAGGGGGUGGGGAUAGUGGAUGAGACGGCGGAAGGGGGUGCGGUGGGGGACGCGGGGGCGGAUUUGGGGGUGGAGGAGCCGGCGUGGUUGCAGUAUAUGAGAGAGUGGGGGCCGAAGGUGAGGUAUGAUGUGGACAAGGAGUUGGAGAAGGUGAUGAGGUAUUUGCCGGAGAGGGUGAAGAAAGCGGUGGGGGAUUUGGUGAGGAGGUUGCCGAAGGAGGUGUUGGGAGAGGAGGGUCCGACCGGGCCGAAGGAGAAGGUCAGCUGGAAUGGAGAUGAGUCCUAG
Phalaenopsis equestris is the source of this 1719-nucleotide messenger RNA. RefSeq lists its product as uncharacterized. The record is from RefSeq and is a predicted model, not a curated record. The coding region runs from base 166 to 1719 and encodes 517 amino acids. Lineage: Eukaryota; Viridiplantae; Streptophyta; Magnoliopsida; Asparagales; Orchidaceae. The transcript is spliced from 2 exons.